Mya arenaria is the source of this 2887-nucleotide messenger RNA. RefSeq lists its product as uncharacterized. The record is from RefSeq and is a predicted model, not a curated record. The coding region runs from base 515 to 2746 and encodes 743 amino acids. The transcript has 6 exons. Lineage: Eukaryota; Metazoa; Mollusca; Bivalvia; Myida; Myidae. Gene Ontology annotation, molecular function: protein binding.
UGAAACAAAGUUUGUGGAUGUUUUCAAGCAGGCUGUAUAUGGUUUAUUAGAUGAAGGAAUUUGAUCGAAGAUCCAUGGAGAAUAUUUCAAUAAUUUAUAAUAAGCUGAAUAGUGAUCCGGCUAUGUUUGAAUGCCGAAACGUAUUCAUGUCUGUGGAAAUCCUAUCAAAGUCUAAAAGUAAAUAGAUUAAUCUUUCGCUGGCGUAUGUAAUUAAGAGAUCGAUUCGGUUCUAUACAAAUCGGGAGGUAUUUUAACUAUCGUUUAUUUGUUUUUAAAGAGCAUGUUUUAAGAUAAUUUAAAGAUAAACAAUAUACAUACAUGGACGUGACUGUCUGUGCUGACGGGAAUAUGUGUUUUGGGCAUAUCUGCUAUCUGUAAAAGUAAAUACACCGCGUCGGUACCUGCAUAUACGGACUGUAGAAAUGUGCAUUCCCUAGUGAUAUCACGUAGGAAUAAGAUCAUAUAAUAGUGGCUGUAAAAAAGGCCUUACCCAUCUGAGCCCAUUACAGUAAGGAUGUCAUCCGAGGAUGCCGACGACGAGUGUGAGAGCCCCGCCCCGCCGGUUCCGGAGUGGGUCGACCCCCGAACCCUCCAGUUUACGGUGUUCAUCGUUCUCCCGAGUGAGGAAGUGUGUACGCUGCGGGAUCUGCCCUCCGGAAUCUCGGUUCUUGACAUAAAGGCGCGGCUUGAGGUAUCGGCGGGUUUGCCCAGCCAGAUGUACGGGCUCGUGUACCCGGAUGGAGAGGAGCUGCCACCGACACAGAGGCUCGUCGUCCGCGAAAAUAUUAUACAUGGAUACAUACUAAAGGUGAAGCCAAUAGACAGUUGGGAGUCGCUGUACCUGGCGGUCAGCCGGAACAACAUCGAACAGGUUUAUCACAGCGGUGGCGUCCAUCUGCGUGGCAACAUCCAGAUUGCUCCCGAGGAGGCUGGUCGCUACGAGAGCGUGGUUCGCGAGAGGGGCACCGCUGCCCUCUAUAUGGCAGCCUACUUAGGAAGGAACCGAAUGGCUAAUAUGCUCGUGUCUGUGGGUGUCAACCCUAAUGGAGCCACUAUGUUUGGGCGGACAAGCCUACACGCAGCCGUGGCCCGGGACCAGGUGGGCGUCAUGGACUACCUCGUCACCCACGGCGCAAGUCUAGACAGACGAGACAGUUUCGGACAUACGCCCAUGGAUAUCGCUCUGCAAUUUAACUCUGUGCUGUGUUAUAGAAAGAUACGUCUGAUGCUUUUGAAUCUUCGUGGGCACUCUUCUGGCGGCGUGAAGAAAACUAUUACGUCGAGUUCUAAGAGUAAAGAAGGGAUUUCAGAUAAGGAGAGAGCUAAGACAGCGAUGUCUCAAUACUCAGAUGUUAGCUCAAUUUCAAAACCAACAUGCCCCGUCCAUGUAUCUCGUAAACAGCUUUCGUCAAGCGCACCGGCGGUAGAUAUGCGACACAAACUAAAUGACACUGAAAGAACACACUCGUCACUGAGUUUAGCAACUACCGGUAAAGUUAGACAAAAGUAUAACGUGAAAUGGAAGGAGACGUCGACAGAAUACACCUUCUGGAAUCUGGGGGACAUGUCCAAAAUUGAGGACAGUGUGAAGGUGAAACAAGUGUCAUAUUCGUUACCAAAGACUAUCCUCAAGUUUUCCAGUGUAAAUGCGGCGAAAUCAGGACAGGAUCCAAAAAGAGAAAAAGAGAACAAAUUGAAGGAAGAAGUCGCUGAUAAGAAACCUGAGUCACCGGAGAUUGUUCAAGCCAUGAAGUAUUCCAAGGAAAAGUUAAAGCACUUCAAGAAGAUGACGAAAACGCACACAGAAUACGUACCAAUGGCUGAUCGAAAGAAAAAGAAGUAUAGUGCUACAAAUCAUGCGUCGAAUAAAGAGGCUAGUGAAGCAUUUAAACGCUGGCUUGAAAAGAAAGAAGAAGAAGAGGAAUAUGAAAAAGAUGAUAGCGAUGAACAGCAACGUGAAAAUGGGAAUAUUAGUGAUUCGGACGAAGAAAAAAUGUUUGAGUUUAACAAACGAGUUCGAAAGAUGAAUAAGAGUAGCACUAGAAGUUUAACACCGGGAAAUAGACCAGUUAUGAACAUAAUAGAGUUUGGAAGCACCAAGCAAGGUGAUGGCAGGAAUCCACCGGCGGAGCAGAAUAUAACAGCCUACAAUGAGUGGAAAAGAAAGAAAAGAGUGUUUACUAUUGAUGUACCAAGAGUGAAGAGCACUAAAGACUUUGAGGCUGAGAAGAGACGGCUGGAGGAAAGGAGGCAGAAGUUGCUGAUGAAUGCGAUAUCGUAUGAGGAGUGGAUGGACCAUACAGAGGAACGGAAAACAUUGAUAAAGCAGAUUCUGAAGGCAGACAUGGAGGAUAUGAGGAAAAUGGAGGACGACAAGGUGAAAGAUAGGCAUCGGUUGUAUUCAUAUGACUUAUGGAGAGACAGGCUUCGAAAGAGAGAAACGGAGGACAGGAAGAGAAAGGAGGUUCAGAAACUUUAUGACCAGGAAAGGCAUCGAGAGAAAGAAGAGAGCAGAAGUAGUUACGCUGUGCCUUUUGAUGAUUGGUUGAAGAGGAAGAGAUCAGCCAUGACGAAAGAACGCGAGAGCGAGCAGAGGUUGUCGACCAAUGGUAAACGUGACGUCAAUGAUAAGAAAGUUUUAGAUGCCAUUUAUAGGCAGAAUGGGGCUAAGGGGCAAGUGACAAUGAGGGACGAAAUAUUGAGAAAUUCAGCCCCGGUGUUCAGACAACCGACGGUGUAUAGUUAAACUGUUAGAAUGAGUUUUAUAAUAAUUUUGUUUUUAAUUUAUUUUAUUUUGUUUAUUAAUUUUGGUACUUCAAUUGCAUUUCUAGAAUGUGUUUUUUUACUACCAGGUAGUCAUAUUGUAAUUAAAUGUCGCAAACCAACA